This is a messenger RNA of Rhizophagus irregularis DAOM 181602=DAOM 197198, 1017 nucleotides long. Lineage: Eukaryota; Fungi; Glomeromycota; Glomeromycetes; Glomerales; Glomeraceae. The record is from RefSeq and is a predicted model, not a curated record.
AUGGAAUUGCAAUAUAAGAUAGACAAACUUAAUAAAGAAUUUGAAGAGUCGAAAGAACUAAAUGAAAUGCUAAUAAAAAUAAAUGAGGAAUUCGGAAAAGAGAACGACAGACUUUAUGAACGAAUCAAUUUUUAUAAGAACCUUCAGAUGCCAAGAAGCAUAAAAAAAAGCUCAAAGCCUAAACGUAAACAUCAAAGGAAUAAUGAUAGUGAAGAUUCGGACGACGAAAUUAUUGACGUGGAUGUUGAAAUGGACGAAAAGGAUGAAAAGGACGAUAAGGAUGAAAAGGACGAUAAAGAUGCAAGGAUGGAAAUGAAGACCAUUUUGAAAACUAUGCCUGCCAAAUUCGACCUGGACUAUGAUCAAACGUUUAUGAGCAAAACUAACGUAAACAUAAGAAAACAAUUAAUACCAGAACUAAUGAAGAGCUUAAAGCCAAAUUUUAACCCCACCUACGAUAAGUUGACGAAAUGGCUAAUGUCGUUGCAUAAAUCUAGACGAAGUAGGAAUAAUUACAAGAAAAAGGGAAGACUCGAUAGUGACGAUCGUCAUCUACACGCAAAUGGGAGGAUGAAUGACAAAAAAAUUUGUCGACUAAAAGCUGCCAAAGCUUUAUAUGAUAAAGACGACGUGAAAAUCGCUCACUAUGAAAAACAAGAGAUGAUCAAUAUCAUUCAAGAUAUCAGAUAUCAUUCACCGGAGUUGAGUGAAACGGAUGAGGAAAAUGCGUCAGAAAAAUGUCAAAUAGUUGUGUAUAAUCGAUCAUGGAGAUCAUCGGAGUUAAAAACUUUUUUUAGGGAAGUAUUGGAUCCUUAUUCAUUUACACAACAAAACGCACAACUAACCAGACAUAGAAAUUAUGACGAUACGUUGCAAAAUUUUGACGUCCAACCUCCGAACGAUGCACAACAAUGGACAUGUGUAGAACCAGGAAAUGGUAAUGUCGUAUAUGAUUCUGAUAUAGGAUACGAGAGUAUAUACGAUGACUAUAUGUACGAUGAUGCUGACACGUUUUAA